Molecule: messenger RNA, 3937 nt
Organism: Cottoperca gobio
Lineage: Eukaryota; Metazoa; Chordata; Actinopteri; Perciformes; Bovichtidae
Gene: porb
Product: P450 (cytochrome) oxidoreductase b
Exons: 15
Coding region: 513-2420 (635 amino acids)
Biological process (GO): response to hormone
Cellular component (GO): cytosol
Molecular function (GO): NADPH-hemoprotein reductase activity; FMN binding; flavin adenine dinucleotide binding
Source: RefSeq, a predicted model, not a curated record
AGAAUGGAUCUUGUAAACUUUUUCAUUCCCAACACCUUUCAGACCGGAGAGGAAAAGGGGCGGGGAUGAGGAGGAAGGCAUUUUCAGCCCGAGAAUGUUUCAGUGUGUGUUUGUGUGAGUCAAAAGUGUGGGUCUGCAGCUCUGCUACAUUUUAUGGGAAAGUCAGUUUCCCACCAUUGUGUCCUCAGCGGUUGCCAGACACUGACAGGGCUUGUAGGCUGUGUGUAUAUGUAUGUGUGUGUGUGUGUGUGUGUGUGUAUAUAUAUAUGUGUGUGUGUGUGUGGAGAACAGACGCUGCUGGUUUCAGAGAGCAGCACAGGAAGAGCCAGAGUUCAUAUCGUGUUGGAGCCUCUUAGGUGAAGGAAGGCAGCUCUUCCAGACCUGCGAGUGUUCGGCUGCCUUUUUGGACUGGUUUCAUUUUUCCAUUCUGUGGUUGUGGAGUGUUGACGUCCUGAGCGUGGCGGUUCCCGGCGUGGCCUAGCCAGUGGUGCUAGUGGCAGUGGCUGCAUGCCAUGGGCUGUGUCUUCUCCCUGCCAGAGGACAGGAGAGAUGCUGCUGAGAGAGCACCCACCACAAGAGAGACUAGUUUCAUCGAGAAAAUGAAGAAAACCGGCAAGAACAUCAUUGUGUUCUACGGCUCUCAGACGGGCACAGGAGAGGAAUUUGCCAACAGACUAUCCAAAGACGCUCAACGCUACGGCAUGAAGGGAAUGUCUGCCGAUCCAGAGGAGUACGAAAUGGGGGAGCUGUCCCGUCUGUCUGAGAUUAAAAACUCCCUCGCCAUAUUUUGCAUGGCCACCUAUGGUGAAGGAGACCCAACAGACAACGCCCAGGACUUCUAUGACUGGCUGCAGGAAAAUGAUGGUGAAAACCUCUCCGGACUAAACUACACUGUAUUUGCUCUGGGCAACAAGACAUAUGAACACUACAAUGCAAUGGGAGUAUAUGUUGACAAAAGGCUGGAAGAACUUGGGGCCAUGCGCAUCUUUGACCUUGGUUUAGGAGAUGAUGAUGGCAAUCUGGAAGAGGACUUUGUUUCAUGGAGAGAGCAGUUCUGGCCGGCGGUCUGUGAGCACUUUGGAGUGGAAGCCUUAGGCGAUGACUCAAGCAUACGGCAGUACGAGCUGAAGGAGCACACGGACCUCAACAUGAACAAAGUGUACACGGGAGAGAUUGGCCGCCUGAAGAGUUUUGAGGUCCAAAAGCCGCCCUUUGAUUCGAAAAACCCUUUCCUGGCUGCAGUCACUGUUAACCGCAGACUCAACAAAGCCGGUAAUAGACAUCUUAUGCACCUGGAGUUGGACAUAACGGGCUCAAAGAUCAGAUACGAGUCAGGAGACCACGUUGCUGUUUUCCCCACAAAUGACUCUGCGUUAGUGAACAAGUUGGGACAAAUCCUUGGAGUGGACCUUGAUGUGGUUAUCUCUCUCAACAACCUUGAUGAGGAGUCCAACAAGAAGCACCCUUUCCCCUGCCCCACCAGCUACCGCACAGCCCUCACUCACUACUUGGAUAUCACGCAGCCCCCUCGCACCAACGUCCUGUACGAGCUGGCACAGUACGCCUCUGACCCCAAAGACCAGGAGACUAUGCGCAAGAUGGCCUCUUCCUCACCUGAGGGCAAGGCACGCUACCACAGUUGGGUGCAGGGUGCCAGUAGAAACAUCCUCGCCAUCCUGGAGGAUAUGCCUUCUUUAAAGCCUCCCAUAGACCACCUGUGUGAGCUGCUGCCUCGUCUCCAGGCUCGCUAUUAUUCCAUCGCCUCCUCGUCAAAGGUUCACACCAACAGCAUCAGCAUCUGUGCCGUAGUGGUGGAGUACGAGACCUUGACCGGCCGCAUGAACAAGGGAGUUGCCACCAACUGGCUGAAGAACAAACUGGUCUCUGACAACAGCCAAAAGUCCACUGUUCCCAUGUACAUCCGCAAGUCUCAGUUCCGCCUGCCCUUCAAAGCCACAAACCCUGUGAUCAUGAUCGGCCCUGGGACAGGAAUCGCUCCCUUCAUGGGUUUCAUCCAAGAGAGAGGCUGGCUCAAAGAACAAGGAAAAGAAGUUGGAGAAACUGUGAUGUUUUUCGGCUGCAGACAUAAGAACGAGGAUUAUAUCUACCAGGAGGAGCUGGAGGAAGCGGAGAAGAAUGGAGUUCUAACGCAGCUUAAUGUUGCCUUCUCCAGAGACCAGGAGCAAAAGAUGUACGUGCAGCAUCUCAUGAAGACGAACAAGGAAGUCAUCUGGAAGCUGAUUCACUCCGACAACGCUCAUAUCUACGUCUGCGGGGAUGCAAAGAACAUGGCUAAGGAUGUGCAGACGGCCCUCCAUGAGAUAGGAGAAGAACUGGGAGGCAUGACGCGCGCACAGGCCACAGAUUACAUCAAGAAACUGAUGACCAAGGGACGCUACUCACAGGAUGUCUGGAGUUAAAGAGCUUCAGACUCGCUACUCAAGUGGAGGUUAUAAAAUUCUUUUAUUUUUAUUUUUUAUUGUGUGUCUUGUUUUAUCAGGACUAAAUAUAAAAAACAUUAAACGCAUGUUCAUCACCCUGGUUCAUGUGAGCUACAGGUAGCACAUGAUUGUGAGGCCAACACUACCUCAGCAGGUUUUGUUGAUAAAUCCAUUCAGCAGUUUUAAUCUGUAUUUUGUACGUAUACUCUGGAUCAGCAGACUGCUUCCUCUGGCUUCCUUACUUGAGCUCCGAUCUCAGAACAAACAAGGUUUACCACGUCUGGUUUAAGAUCCUCGGAUAUAAAUGAAUGAAUUUGUGUAAUUGGGUGUUCGGCUGCAAGUCUGGGUGCUCGCGGGUUGGGGUCGGGUGGGAUAUUAAUGAGUCAAUAAGAAAAGCUUUGUAAACUGAUGACAACUCUGAGUGUGACCGCGACUCGCUGCGCUCAGCUCCCGAUGUGCCCAGCUCCCGAUGUACAUGAUAUAAUUUGACUGAACCUGGAAAGAUAUAAAUUGAAAUUUUCUAAAGCUCAUUCAGUUCGCCAUCUUGAGAUAUGUUUAACUUUCAUCUAAUUGAUUUUAUUGUAGACGUAACACCACGACUGAUAAUAUUGGAUCAUAUGUGAACAUACCGAGCGGUCCUGUCAGUGUGAAGAUGCAGAAGAGACGUUUUAGACAUUAAAGGGUUCUGACUUUAGUUUCUCUCAGAGCUGAUCUUGUAGUAUUGUCAGAAAGUACUUCAAAUACAAUAAAUGUUUUAGAAAAUAUGUAGAAUCGAUCUGAGGAAAAUGUUUGAUGUAACAAACUGUCCUCAUGGGUGAACAAUUAUGCUUAGUAUGCAAUUAUCUUUUGACAAGGGAUUUUGCCUGUUAUGCAUAAGUUCCUGUUAAUUUUAAUCAGUGACAGUAACAUGUUGAGAGGCACAAUAAGUGAUGCAAAGGGGAAGCUCAUUACGUGUAUUUUAUUUCCCAUGAAAGCAGGUCUUUAAACAUGAUCAAAAUGAAUAUGUAGGUACCCUGUAAUAUUUGUAAAAUGUGCAUUUGAUAUGUUGUCCUUGAAACCAGAUCUGGCCUCUGAAAUGGUGGUUGUUUAUUUUAUAUGCAUCUGACAGCAGAGUAUGAAAUGCAUAUCAUUUUCUUCCAAUCACAUAUGCACCACUACAUGGAGAAGAUGACCAGGCGUAUCAAACAUGUUGUGUGUCUCCUGUAUCUGCCGGUGCUCAUCUCAGUCCCUUUGUGUGAAUCUAUGGAGGUUGAGGAUGUCAGCCAACCAGUUCAAAGUGCAGCCUGUGCCUUUUGAACACUGCCUUAUGUAAUUAGUUAGCAUUUAAAACCCUGAAGCUUCACUAACUUUUUAACAUUUGUUUUUAUCGUCUAUGCAUUCAUUGUGAUAGAAAUUCAUUUUACUCUGUACUGUCACUUUUUUGUUAUUCCAAUUCACAAUUGAUUUUUGACAAGACAUGCAUUUUUUUUUUAUGAAUAAAAUUGGUAUAAAUUGUU